Bombyx mori (domestic silkworm) is the source of this 3939-nucleotide messenger RNA. RefSeq names its product ionotropic receptor 25a (gene Ir8a). Gene Ontology annotation, cellular component: postsynaptic density membrane; plasma membrane. The record is from RefSeq and is a predicted model, not a curated record. Gene Ontology annotation, molecular function: transmitter-gated monoatomic ion channel activity involved in regulation of postsynaptic membrane potential; glutamate receptor activity. The coding region runs from base 16 to 2574 and encodes 852 amino acids. The transcript has 17 exons. NCBI's taxonomy places the organism in Eukaryota, Metazoa, Arthropoda, Insecta, Lepidoptera, Bombycidae. Gene Ontology annotation, biological process: synaptic transmission, glutamatergic; monoatomic ion transport; modulation of chemical synaptic transmission.
CCGGAGUUGUUCAGGAUGAUUGGUGAGGCCGUUAAGCACGCAGAAGAUCUGAAGCAGCUCGCAUUGGACGACUCGAUCGUGUCGUUAAACCGUGAGAAUGAAGACGAAGCCCGCGGGAAACUAUGCUCAGAGUUAUCCAAGGGAGUGUCCGCCCUCAUUGACCUGUCCUGGUCACCGUGGGAAGAAGCAGAGCAUCUCGCUUCGGAAGCCGGUGUGCCCAUCAUCAGAACUGCGCUAGGACCUCAGCCCUUGGUUGCCGCUAUCGACAGAUACUUGGAGUCAAGAAACGCCACUGACGCCGCCAUUCUGUUGGAGAGCGAAAUUGACGUCGACAAAGUAUUGUACGAGCUAUUGGGUCGAUCCAACACGCGCAUUUGGGUGCACGCCGGCCUCACGCGGGACUCCGCCAGGGCUCUGAAGACGAUGAGGCCUGACCCAAGCUUCUACGUGCUGGUCGGUGGAAGUGGCUUCGUGAUGGAAACGUACAAACGGGCCGUGAAGGAGAAGCUGGUGCGUCGUGUCUACCGCUGGAAUCUGGUCUUCACCGACUACCUCGAUCUGUCCGCCCUGGAUCUGAGCUCCGUGGUACAGCCUACGAUGAUCCUACAGGCACACCCCGAGGAUUGUUGCAGGAUCAUCGCCUCGAAGGAUUGCACUUGUUCCGAUAGUUUUGAGAAGACUCAGGCCACAUUGAACUCUCUGAUUGCUUAUCUGGUGGAUGCUUUUGGGAGAAUCGAUGGCACGUUCAUGGUUAAAGCCAGGGUCGACUGCGGGGACGUCCAUAGCGAUAUGAGCGACACCAAAGAGGCAUUGCACAGGAUAUUCGUCGAAGACAUAGAUAACAACGAAACUGUAUUUUAUUGGGAUCAGGAAAGGUCCGGAUUGUUCUUGCGCCAUCGCUACGUUCUGUCUUCAUACAAGCCUGAUUCCGGUCUGGAAGCCGUCGCGGUUUGGUCAGCGAACCAAGAGUACAGGCUGCUUCCGGGAGUGACACUGGAACCCUUGAAGCACUUCUUCAGAGUCGGGACUUCGCCUGCCGUACCGUGGACCCUGCCGAAGCUCGACCCUGAGACCGGGGACCCGCUGUACAAUGAAGACGGCCAACCGAUCUACGAGGGAUACUGCGUGGAUCUAAUACAGAAAUUAUCAGAGGCCAUGAACUUUGACUACGAGAUCGUUUCACCGAGGAGCGGGGGAUUCGGAAGGAGGCUACCUAAUGGCUCCUGGGACGGUGUCGUCGGUGACCUCACUACGGGGGAGACCGACAUAGCCGUCGCUGCGUUGACCAUGACGGCUGAGAGGGAGGAAGUCAUAGAUUUCGUGGCGCCAUACUUCGAACAGACAGGAAUAUUGAUAGCGAUUAGGAAGCCAAUACGGAAGACGUCCCUCUUCAAGUUCAUGACGGUACUCCGCACUGAGGUUUGGCUCAGCAUCGUGGCGGCUCUCGUUCUAACCGGCUUCAUGAUUUGGCUGCUGGAGAAGUAUUCCCCUUACUCGGCGAAGAACAAUCCAGGGGCCUACCCAUAUCCUUGCAGAGAUUUUACGCUGAAAGAGAGCUUUUGGUUCGCCCUGACCUCAUUCACUCCUCAAGGCGGCGGAGAAGCUCCGAAAGCCCUCUCAGGCAGGACCCUCGUGGCUGCCUACUGGUUAUUCGUGGUGCUGAUGCUGGCCACAUUCACGGCGAACCUUGCUGCUUUCCUCACGGUCGAGAGGAUGCAGACUCCGGUGUCAUCAUUGGAACAGUUGGCGCGUCAAUCCCGCAUCAAUUAUACAGUCGUCGAAGGUUCUAGCACGCAUCAAUACUUCAUCAAUAUGAAGUUCGCCGAAGAUACACUAUACAGGGUAUGGAAGGAGAUAACCCUCAACGCCACAUCGGAUCAAGCCCAGUAUCGGGUGUGGGACUACCCCAUCCGGGAGCAGUAUGGACAUAUCCUUCUGGCCAUUAACGCUUCAGGUCCAGUGGCAGACGCGGAAACUGGCUUCAAGCAAGUCAACGACCACACAGACGCCGACUUCGCUUUCAUCCACGAUUCAGCGGAGAUAAAAUACGAGGUGACCAGGAACUGUAAUCUGACCGAAGUCGGGGAGUUGUUCGCCGAGCAGCCUUACGCCAUAGCCGUCCAGCAGGGCUCCAGGCUACAGGAGGACAUCUCCAGAGCCCUGCUGGAGUUACAGAAGGAACGAUUUCUGGAACAGCUGGCUUCCAAAUAUUGGAACGAAACGCUAAGACAGUCCUGCUCUGAUGCCGAUGAAUCUGAAGGCAUCACCCUGGAGAGCUUAGGUGGUGUCUUCAUAGCAACGCUGUUUGGUUUGGGUCUAGCGAUGAUAACUUUGGCCUGGGAGGUGUUUUAUUACAAGCGCAAAGAGAAAAAUAAGGUGCAGUCGACAAAAGAGAACGUUGAGAGGCCGCCAAUCAAGAGCGCUAAGCUCGGAGGGAAAAUGGCCGUCGGCGUUGCCAGACUACGGAAGAGAGCUACCAAAAUAGGGAAAAAGAAAAACGUCACUAUAGGCGAUAGUUUUAAGCCGUCCGUUUCAUAUAUCAGCGUUUAUCCCAAAGGCGAUUAUCGUCCUUGAACUAAAUUUAAUAAAUACUGUUAAGCGCUGGGGUUCGGGAUAAAUAAAAUGUCACCAAAGUACAACUUAAAACUGUAUUCAACACUUAGAAAACUUAAACACUUCACAAACACUUUAAAACUCUCAAUUCGCUUGUUACGCGUUGCUUCAGGUGAUCCUUUCGCUUCAAAUAGUUCCGAUUACUGACGGACUGCAUGCCAUCCCUGCAACGCUUUUAUAGUCGACACGUCACCCCUAGAAUUAUCGAGAAUAUUCCACACAUCUCUAGUAGUAGUUUCCGCUAUCUGACAAUAGAUGGCGAUGUACUUAUCGAGCGUUCUAGUUGCUACUAGAUCCUUCGAUAUUCGUUCGACUAUUCGGCGAUAGAUGGCGUUACUCUACAACUCUACGUUACUGGCGUAACAAUACAAUGGUAGAUCGAAUUAUCUUUGCUGAAACUGUUCACUGUUUUUAGUAGUACUUGCUUUAGUAGAACCAGUUUAGGUAAACCCUUGCUUCUUUAUUGCUUACACGGGGGACGAGUUCACGACUCAACAGCUGUCGUGUGGUUAUCGGAGCCGAUAAACAUUAGACUUCAGAUAACCGACAGUCAGAUAACUUGGACAAAGUGAUUGUGACGGGCAAAGUAGAAAGAAAGAGACCCCGCGGCCGAUUACCUAGCCGUUGGUGUGAUCAAGUAACCGCUCUAACUGGGUUGCCAGUCGCAACCGCCAUUCGAGCAGCUGAGGACCGGACGAGAUGGAAACAGCUCACGAGACAGGCAACGGUCAAGUUUCAGGGACACGAUCUUCAGAAAUGAAGAAAGCGACGAAGAAGAAGAAGUUUAAUGUGAUAAGAUUAAUGUGAGAAACGGAAGUGACAGUUGACAGUGAAAGGGAUCAAUGUAUGAGUCAGAAAGGGACGGAGGAUAUAAGGCGAGAUGGCGAUCGGGCAUUAUAAAGUGAACAACGAAAACGUGUGCUGAAAGAAUAUAUUUUGUUGCUUUUCCAAUAACUGGGUUUGUUUUACUUUGAGCUUCUCCCACAUUAAAAAUGUAAAUGCUGCUACUCACUUCGAGAUCCUAAAUCCGCCCCAUCCUUGGACGCAUUACUGCUUCGCGGCAGAACUAGGCGUAUAUACGUAGAGUAAUGUCAACUUUCAUGUAAUUUUGAAUUGAGACUUAGAAAUCGUAUCUCAAGAUGAGUUGUUGAUGUCUGUGCGAGAAAAUAAUGCAAAUAAACAAAAUUAUGUACAAUUUCUUGGUUUUUAAUAUUAUCCAAAAUUUUUUGUUCGCCAUUACACCGCAUAUUGUGUUAUAAUAUUAUGAGAAUCCAAUUUAUGUAUACACUGUAAAUUAUUUUCAAUAAAACACGUUAUGAAUGUUAA